Molecule: messenger RNA, 2337 nt
Organism: Ruditapes philippinarum (Manila clam)
Lineage: Eukaryota; Metazoa; Mollusca; Bivalvia; Venerida; Veneridae
Exons: 5
Coding region: 16-1332 (438 amino acids)
Source: RefSeq, a predicted model, not a curated record
AUAUAAAUAUGUGUUAUGUUCUUUAUCAUCAAAUUUAAUAUUCAGAUAAUUCAAGACUUGCCAAGAUUUAUAAAAAUUGAGGAGGACACGUCGUAUACCCCACCUGGUCAAUCUCAUGCUACAACCUGUAUUCCUGCCGGCACAAAACUUGAGGUAAAGCGAGCUUUUUCAAUUGAAAAGAAUUGGUAUAUAGAAUGCCAGUCGGAAACGUUGAACAUAUAUAGAUUUAGUGAGGACUUUCCACUUAAUUGUACUUGUGUGGAUGAUCCCGAAGACCAUACAUUUCUAAAUAUUACAAAGAAAUCAAUACUUUUACCAAAGAAAGUCAGGUUCCUAACUAUUUCAUCGACUGAUGUUCUUACGUCGGACGCGAAAGAAGCAACUACAUUACUCAAGUUGAUUGGAGGACCAAUUAAAAUUCUAGAAACAGAUGUCCGUCGAAAGGUCUUUAUUGCCUGGCUUAAACGUUGUGAUAGGAAUGAACAAAGCGUUGCAUUAAUUCCCAGUAACAUCUGGAAAACUCAGACUAUAGAGUUGAAAACAUUUACGUCUGACUUAGAAAGACAAGAUUACAUAAGGCACAAUUUCGGAGAACACAAUGAGUUCAGCUUUGUAGUUAAUGGACUUUACACGAUGUGCCCUAAAGCAACUGAUGUGGUGUGGAUAAAAGCACCUUAUACAUAUACAAGUGGAAACUCAGCAACCGGGAGAGCAGUGAACUAUGAAAAUACAGAUGAUGAUGACACAGAGUAUGUAAAGCUUUGGACCGAUUCCCCGGUAAUACCUCCAAGGCCAAAAUCGUUCAGAAACCCCUCUGUGCCCCAUGUUACCAAGGGCAGAACAGUACAUGUUGAACAAAAUGUAGCUGUCAAAGGGAGAGAACCACAUCCUGGUCGAUCUCCUAAGGCACAGCAUGAGAACAUUUCAGCCAAAGAAAAAUCAAAGAAAGGCCUUGACAACAUAGAUACAUAUUAUAAUAUUGAAGGUAAGGCAUAUCAUAGUUUGAAAGAAACAACCGCCGUGGGGCAUGAAGUGGAACAAGAUUUAAAAUCGGCAACCCUUCCAGAUUUGAGGAAAUCAUCAGAAGAAAACCAAACUGAAGAAGAUUUCUAUUCGUAUUCUGUGGAGGAACUGGUCGAAUGUUUUAAGUUGUGUGGUAUGAACAAACUUGCAAUUGAUUGCAGCGCGAAUAAACUUGAUGGUGCUUUUUUUCGGGAGUUCAAUGUUGAUGACUUGCUAUCAGAGCCAUUUUGCCUAAAUAAAUUUCAGGUAUCUAAAGUCAAAAUGAUUAUAGAAAAUGGCUGGAGACCGAAGUCUGACUUACCAAAGUGAAGUCCCAUCCAAUAGAAAACCAUGAAAAUAACCCAAACCAUAAGACUUCUAAAUGGGGCGAAGAUGAAACUGUUGCAAGUUCGAUUUCAUUGAUCACAGCAGUUAUACAUAUAAUAUACGUAUAUAACAUGCUAUCGUACUUGCCCCCUGGCACCGGUAUAUGAUAGAGUCCAUGUUCAACUGAUCAACAUGUUUUGGAACAUCCUUAUGUAUUAAAUUAGAUUAUGUUUCCUGACUAUCAUUUUUGGCCGGGUUGCACAUGUUCAAACCCGGGUUAAAGUAUGGUAAAUGAUUGGCGGCGGGCGGGCGGGGGAUUUUCGUAACAGUUUUCUCAGUAACUACUUACCGUAGCCAUUUGAUAUUUAGCAUACAGCAUUGACACAUGGUCCCAUACUGUGGGAUUCGAUUUCAGGUAUGUCGCUCAUCCACUUCCGGUUUACCGACUUAGUUAAAUUUUCGACAUUAAUGGUCAAUGGUAGGAAAUUUUCGUAACAGUUUUCUCAGCACCUAUGUGUUGCAGCCUCUGGAUAUUUGGUAUACAGUAUCAACACGUGGUCCCAUAUCGUGGGAUUUCAUUUCAAAUCUGUCGGUCAUCCACUUCCUGUUUAUAGACUUAGUUAAAUUUUUGACAUUAAUGGUCAGAGGUAGGAAUUUUUUGUUACACUUUUCUCAGCAACUACUUAUCACAGCCUCUUAAAAUUUGGCACACAGUAUUAACUAGUGGUCCCAUACACUGUGAUAUCAUUUCAGAUCUGCCGGUCAUCCACUUCCGGUUUAACGACUUAGUUAAAUUUUUGACAUUAAUGGUCAAUGGUAAACAUUUUUUGUAACAUCAAAGCCUCGUGAUAUUUGGUAUACAAAUGCAACCCGGCCUUUUCUGUCUUUGACCCAUUUUUAAACUUCUUAUGUAAAAAAUGUUUUUUGGUUUGAUUUUGUUUUGUUUUUCUUCAUUUUUUGAUGUUCUUGUCGUUGUUGUUUUCGUUUGAUCAUAUAAAACAAUGCAAU